Musa acuminata AAA Group (dessert banana) is the source of this 1520-nucleotide messenger RNA. RefSeq names its product leucine-rich repeat receptor-like serine/threonine/tyrosine-protein kinase SOBIR1. The transcript has a single exon. Gene Ontology annotation, biological process: protein phosphorylation. Gene Ontology annotation, molecular function: ATP binding; protein kinase activity. Lineage: Eukaryota; Viridiplantae; Streptophyta; Magnoliopsida; Zingiberales; Musaceae. The coding region runs from base 39 to 1427 and encodes 462 amino acids. The record is from RefSeq and is a predicted model, not a curated record. Gene Ontology annotation, cellular component: membrane.
UUUAUCCCACCGGGCAUCAACCCACCGAGACGACGCCAAUGGCUGCCACCGCGCUCCUCCCAUCACUCCUUCUCCUCCUCCUCCCUGCUCCCAUCUCUGCCAUCUAUCCCUACGAUGGCUCCCAUGCCCUCCGCCGCAUGACCCUUCGCCACCCUCGCCGUCUCCCUUCUCGUCUCGCUUCUCAAUCCGCCCACCGCCGGAGUCCUUUCCCGAAGCGAUACGUAUUGGCCGAGACCAAGACCACUCCAGCUCUCGCUUCGUCAAAUUCCUCGCCCAACAGCUCGUCGUCUGAGCACCAUCACAGCCGCAGCCACAAGCAGAGCGUGAGGAACUGGAUCGUCGGUUUCAUCACCGGCUCGCUCUGGGGGAUCAUCUCCGGGAUUAUCCUCUCGGUGCUGUACCGGCAGGUAGUGAACUGCAUCCGCGGGCGGUACAGGAGCCCCGGCAGCCCCUCCAUCUUCAGCCCCACGCACAUCAAGCGCGCCGAGGACCUCGCCUUCCUCGAGAAGGACGAUGGGCUCGCGGCCCUCGUGGUCAUCGGCCGGGGCGGGUGCGGCGAGGUGUACAAGGCCCAGCAGCCACCCGAUCCCAGAAAGCCCGACCGCCCGGGCAUGGUCCUCGCCAUCAAGAAGAUCAUGAAGCGCACCCUGGACAGCGCUGAGCCGACCUCUGACGAGGAGAGCCGGCUGCUCGACAAGUGGAUGCGGCAGAUCCGGUCGGAGAUCCAGACCGUGGGCCAUAUCCGCCACCGCAAUCUGCUGCCGCUGUUGGCUCACGUAACGCGCCGGGACUGCCACCUCCUCAUAUACGAGUUCAUGAGGAACGGGACCUUGCAUGACGCGAUCAGAGGCGCGUCCGCGGGGAGGAGGAAGCUGGAGUGGCCGGCGCGGUACAUCAUAGCCCUCGGCAUCGCUGCCGGCCUCGAGUACCUCCACGUGGUGCACCGCCCGCGGGUGAUCCACAGAGACCUGAAGCCCGCGAACAUCCUGCUCGACGACGACCUCAACCCCCGGAUCUCCGACUUCGGGCUCGCCAAGGUGGUCCCGGACACGGUAAGCGGCUCCAUGAGGUCGGGGGUGGCGGGAACCAUCGGGUACAUAGCGCCGGAAUACCAUCAGACUCUGCUGUUCACCGACAGAUGCGACGUCUACAGCUUCGGGGUCAUCCUGGCGGUGCUCGUCACCGGCAAGUUCCCCACCGACGAGUUUUAUUGGACGACGGAGGAGAUAAGCAUGGUGGAUUGGAUGAGGAACGCGAUGAGGUCCGCGGAGCCGGAGGUGGCGAUCGAUCGAACACUUGUGGGCAAUGGGUUUGAGGAGCAAAUGCUGCUGGUGUUGAAGAUUGCAUGCUUCUGCACUUACGAUAACCCCAAAGCGAGGCCUAAUAGCAGGGAGGUCCGACUAAUGCUCGCCCAGAUCAAGCAUUAGCCUCAAGAAUUAACCUUUAGUUUGAUGUAUAUAUAGCUACAAGUGUUCCAAGUGCCGCAGAAAGGCCUAAUAAUGGUUAGCCUCAUUGCUGUC